AUGCAUUAUUUUUCACAUGAGAAAGGAUUGGUUACAGCUGUUGGGGACAUAUCUCCAGAAGCGUAUCUUUCUCACCAAGCCACCCUGGUAGAACAAGUAAAAAGAGUAAAAGAAAUUGAAGCCAUUGAAAGUGAUUCUUUUGUUCAGCAGACGUUCAGAUCAAGUAAAGAAGUCAAAAAGUCGGUGGAGCCUGGUGACGUGAAGCACACAGCUGCAGCAUCAGGACCAGCAUCAGUAGUUGCUGAUCCACCCAGUGCUGAAAAAGAAAUAGACCCUAGCAGUAUCCCCACUGCCAUCAAGUACCAAGAUGACAAUUCUCUGGCCCAUCCAAAUUUAUUUAUUGAGAAAGCUGAUGCUGAGGAAAAGUGGUUCAAGAGAUUAAUUGCUCUCCGACAAGAAAGGCUAAUGGGCAGUCCUGUGGCCUAAGUGAAGUAUAUUUGGUUGAAUUGAUAAUAACAUUGGAUAUUUAGGUUUUUAAGUCCCAAUAUUAACUUUUUACUCUUAAAAAGCAGUUAGCUGAUUAUAUGAAAAGGUAAUACCAUUUCAUUCUUUUUUCACAUAUGCUUGAAUAUUUGUUGAUUGAACUUAAUCAAACAUUGUGAAUAGUAAAACUAGUGUGAAAUUUAACAAUGCAUGAAAAUGUCAUACUGUUAAUUAAGCUAAUCUUAAACAUAUCAGUGAUAAUAAAAUAAAUGGUACGUAGUA
This is a messenger RNA of Hyaena hyaena (striped hyena), 705 nucleotides long. Its product is annotated as serine/Arginine-related protein 53-like. Gene Ontology annotation, cellular component: nucleus; cytoplasm. NCBI's taxonomy places the organism in Eukaryota, Metazoa, Chordata, Mammalia, Carnivora, Hyaenidae. The transcript is spliced from 4 exons. The record is from RefSeq and is a predicted model, not a curated record. Gene Ontology annotation, biological process: alternative mRNA splicing, via spliceosome. The coding region runs from base 1 to 426 and encodes 141 amino acids.